CCAGUGAAAGGAGAAAAUGAAGGGCAUUAAGGAAAGCCCUUCCGAAGAAUGUCUGUAUUUGGACUUUUCUCAUCAAAUAGAAGGCUGCAUCUAUCCUCUGCACACAGCAGUGACCUUGUUUCUGUUAUCCUACUGUGACUGUCAAGUCUUUAAAGUGUGCUUAGUUCCCACUAAAGAAAGUAAAGAUAUUUCCUUGCUUGAAAGUAUCCCGCCCCAGGAUGUUCAAAUAUGUCUUAUUUCCAGGCUGGAGCUGCCCCCUAUAGUCCAGAAUUGCCAUUUGCCUGCAGUGAUGGAAAAAUCAGACAAUUUCUGUAGAGCUGGACUUGCUGUUGUGCUGAGACACAUCAUCCAAAAGUCAUACGAAGCAGACCCCUCAAAGAAGGAGAUUCUGGAACUUCUGGGGUUCAAGAAGACUUGCUUGAAAGCCUGCGCUGAAGUUAGUCAGUGGACCCGCCUCUGUGAACUCACCAUCCCCUUAGCCAUUGAGAACUUCCUCAGGGAAUCCGACCCAAACCCCACGGUCCCUGCAGAGCUGCUACAGCUGGAGAAGAAGUUGAGCGAGCCAGUGCGCGUGCACAAUGAUGACAAGCUGCGGAGGCAGAAGCUCAAGCAGCAGAAGGUGGCCAAGUCAGGGCCCAACCUUGCUUGGGAAGGAGGAAAUGCCAGCCAGAAGCCCACUGAGGCCUUGGACUUCCCGCCCAGAAGCGUGGAGCUGCAGGUAGCUUUCUCCAAACUCGGGGUGGAGGAGGAACCAGGGGCCUUGGCAGGCAGGGAGCCCCCUCACAUCCGCAAGGCCAGAGCCACAGAUCUACCAGCGCUGGAGCACAUGUUUGCAGAGGGCCUGUACUUCACACUGACUGACAUAGUCCUCCUGCCCUGCAUCCAUCAGUUCCUGGUAACUAUUUACAAGAAAUUCUCUGAGAAGCUUAUGAAAUUUCCGCUGCUGGCUGCAUGGUACCAGAGGGUCCAGGAAGUGCCACGUGUGAAAAGAGCAGCACUGCAGUGUGGGAUCCACUUUCUCCACCUGCCAGAGUUGCUAUCCACCCCCAAUGAGCAGCACCCCAAAUUAGCUGAGGCCCUAGGACCAGAGGAACCAAAUGAGCCUUCGUUUCUAGGUGGACCAAGACCCACAAUGACCAAGUUAAUGGAAAAAGGCAUUGGGGUGACGUUUUCCCCACACCCUUGCCCCACAUGGACCGUUGAUUGGAACACUCUUCCUGCAGCUGUGAGCCCAAAGGAAGGUAAGAUGUCCAGCGACCGUGCCUUGAGGAAGCAACAACAGUUGAACAACCUAGUCUACGUAGUGAGCAGCCAGGCCAAGUCAGGGGACCGGAUUGUGGAUUUCUGCAGUGGUGGGGGCCAUGUCGGGAUCGUCCUUGCUCACUUGCUGCCCAUGUGUCAGAUCAUAUUAAUAGAAAACAAGGAAUUAUCAUUAAUCCGUGCUAAGAAAAGGAGUGAUGAGCUCAGUUUAAGCAACAUUUGGUUUAUUCAAGCAAAUAUGGAGUAUUUUACAGGGAUGUUUAAUUUUGGGGUGGCUUUGCACGCAUGUGGAGUGGCCACGGACAUGGUGAUUGAGCACUGCAUCAGUGUCCGCGCCACCUUCGUCACGUGUCCUUGCUGCUACGGCUUUAUCCAGAGAACUUCCAAGUUCAAUUUCCCAAAAAGUGAACAAUUCAAGGAAGUCUUGUCGUACAAGGAACACAUGAUUCUGUGCAGAUUUGCAGACCAGACUGCACUGCAGCUCCCAGCCCCACGCAGGCUCAUUGGGAAGCAGUGCAUGUGCCUGGUGGAUCUGGACCGAGCCCGGGCGGCAGAAGAGCGGGGCUACAGCGUUCAAGUCAUUUCCAUGGAACCAGAGAGCUGCUCUCCCAAGAACAACAUGAUCGUGGGGGUCCCCAUGUAGGAUGGGGCACGCCUGCAUCCCCAUACUGCCUACUGCCUGUGUCUUCUUGAUGAGAGACCCUCACCUCACAGCAGUGCUUGGUAGGACUUGAGAGCAGCACCCACUGUCCUGAGCCCACUGUGCUGGGCUAACAAAGUGCCAGGAACACCUGGAGGAGAGCCAGCCCUGGGA
Molecule: messenger RNA, 2074 nt
Organism: Suncus etruscus (white-toothed pygmy shrew)
Lineage: Eukaryota; Metazoa; Chordata; Mammalia; Eulipotyphla; Soricidae
Gene: GSTCD
Product: glutathione S-transferase C-terminal domain containing
Exons: 11
Coding region: 17-1903 (628 amino acids)
Source: RefSeq, a predicted model, not a curated record